UAUUACAUUGAACUUUAGGAGUAGUAUAUAACUCCACUCCUUUCCCUUUCACAAACAUAAACAUAAACAAGAAGUUAAAGAAACACAUAAUUACACCAAAUUAACCAACAAUGAUGAUCAUGAAGUUUAGGUCAAUGAAGUUGUCUAGAAGCUUUUCUAAAUUACGUUGUGGCAAGGCCAAUGAUAGCACAGCACGUAGUAAAACCAAUAGUGUUAGCCUACAAGGUUACGGUGGAACCAUGGGUGGAGAAGUUAAGUGGGAAUUACGACCAGGUGGGAUGCUUGUUCAAAAAAGAGAGAUGGUUGAUGAAAGCGUCGACGAAGAAAUUAUGGUGGUUCGAGUUGCAACUGGUUCACAAUGGCAUGACAUAUCCAUCCAACCUACUUCUACAUUCGGAGAAUUGAAGAUGAUAUUAUCAAUGGUGACUAGCUUGGAGCCAAAAGAGCAAAGACUAUUGUUUAAGGGUAAAGAGAGAGAAGACGGAGAAUAUUUACACAUGGUCGGGGUUAGAGACAAAGACAAGGUGUUGAUGCUACAAGAUCCGGCCACCAAGGAGCGAAAAGUACUCGCCGCAGCAAGUGCAAGGGUAGCUCCUUAUCGUACAAUUACUGUAUGAAACAAUGGUGCCUGCAACCUGCUUAUGGCGAUCUAAUUAGGAAACCACUAUAUUAAUACCUCUUAAUCACUAAUUAAGCCAAAUGCCUCUCUUAACUAGAUGAUUCGUGUUCAUCGAAUGUGUUGACUAGUGUUUUGUUUUUGUUUUUUUCGACCGUCCACAUUUUGAUUAACCAAUAGUCGCCUAGAGGUUGGUAUAUGAUAUACAUAUUUUUCUAUUUGAGGUUUUCAAACCCAAAUUGUGUACAUAUUGUAAUAAUUUAUUUCAUGAUUUGCAACCUUUGUUGCAUAUUCAAA
This is a messenger RNA of Erigeron canadensis, 913 nucleotides long. RefSeq names its product BAG family molecular chaperone regulator 2-like. The coding region runs from base 111 to 617 and encodes 168 amino acids. Gene Ontology annotation, molecular function: protein binding. The record is from RefSeq and is a predicted model, not a curated record. NCBI's taxonomy places the organism in Eukaryota, Viridiplantae, Streptophyta, Magnoliopsida, Asterales, Asteraceae. The transcript has 2 exons.